AUGGUCACACGUUAUUUUGUCCGGCAAGCUUCGACUGUCGCGAGGAAGAACAAAACCAGCGUCCGGGCAUCCAAUGUCAAGCAGAGGUCUCCGACAGGCCGCCCACGAUACUCCCGUACGGAGAUCGUGAGCGACGAGCUGUGCAAGGAUGUCAUCAACCGACUACGCCCGACCUUGCCGGCCCCUCAAACAUGCGACCUAAUCGAUAUAAACCCUGGUAGUGGUAUCUGGUCUCAAAAGCUUCACGCUGUGUUGAAACCGCGGCGCCAUGUCCUCGUCGAACCCGCGCUUCGGACACACUAUUCCGACGACCUCACCCCUCUGCUGGACGCAGAAGACUCAAAAUAUCGGCACACUGGUCUGUUGGAAGACGCCUUGAAUCCCUCCAGUGGUUUGCUGUCCGAGAAUGUCACAAAUCAACUCGACGCUCAUAAAAAUGGCCCCCGGGUUAAUCCGUCACUACUCAUCACGGCAAAUCUGUCUGGAGCAAGUCUGAAGAUGAACAAUUAUGCGGGCACUCAAAGCCGAAAAUUCUUCGACGACCUGUACCUCUCCCUCUGGAGGAUUCGCAGCAACAUACACCGCUACGGCCUAGUGCGGCUGAUGGUGUGGAUUCCCGACGACGAGAAAGACGCAUAUAUUCCUCGAACGGUAUCGGCACGACGGAAGCAGGCGGUGAUGCUUGAAGCAAGUCACCACAUCACCGAAGUCGCUGGUACCUCGACACAAACCAAGACUACACGUCUGCGCAGGUGGCCUGAAUUGGAUCGCGAAGAUGCCGCUCGAGUGGCAGCAAUCGAAGCAGCUACAGGAAAUAAAGCGCCAGCUUCGAGGAGAGACAGCAUGCCAGUGCCUCAUUUGUUGACCGUGGAACCCGUGCCCAAAGAAAUUCGAAAGGUAGCAUUCACCACCGAUGCGGAAUGGGUCCCGAGGUUUCUUGCCCUGGAAGAACGUCUGCGACGGGACGACGCGGCAUGGUUCAAGAAGUACGCCUAUGUGAAAUAUCCUCCCCGUGGUCUCAUGGACACACCGGACCGAAGAGCAUGGCGAGAGCUCCGCAGGCGUGCCAAAACCGCGUACACAACCCACAUGAAGGCGGUCGGGCUUAUCAAGGAAGAACGGGAAUUGGUGGCGGAAUGGAAGCGACUCAUAAUAAGCCCGCCCGACCAUGGGUUUAUGGACCACGAGAAACACCUAAAAGCCCGCGCAGAGUCCCUUCAACAGCAGAUCAAAAAGCUCAACCGAACCAACCGGAGUUUCGCCGAAAAGGCCAUCGACGACUGUCGUGCAUACGACAUGGUGCCGCCAGUCAUGGCCUGGAACCAACGUCAAAGCGAGCCGUUGAUCGUGCAUGCCGGCGAAUUCGACCCGCGGGACCGUCCCAUGGCGCUUCUCGACGUCACUCCACGCCCCGACUUUCUCCUUAAGAUCAACACGCACGACAAAAUGGUUUGCUUCGGCCACGUUGUUGGACAGCUGUAUCCUUAUUUUGUCAAAAGCGUUGCCGAGGGUUUGCGGUCGCUGGUGCACGAAGGGCUCGACGAUUUUGUCGCCACGAUUCCGGGGAUUCACGAUCCCACCAAGGGCGGCUGGUAUGAUCUGAAUGCCAUCCGGGUGCGCUCUCUGCCCGCAGACAUGUUUGUCGAGAUUGCGCUGGCCUACGAGAGGUGGCCCUUCCGCCAGUCCACUGAAAGUAUCCUGAUGUUGGCCGCCGACCCUCAGGCGGCAUAUAGUUUAGGUGAUGAUGAUUGA
Messenger RNA from Exophiala dermatitidis NIH/UT8656, 1752 nucleotides. RefSeq lists its product as uncharacterized. The transcript is spliced from 2 exons. Lineage: Eukaryota; Fungi; Ascomycota; Eurotiomycetes; Chaetothyriales; Herpotrichiellaceae. The coding region runs from base 1 to 1752 and encodes 583 amino acids. The record is from RefSeq and is a predicted model, not a curated record.